Closterium sp. NIES-65 is the source of this 2988-nucleotide messenger RNA. Lineage: Eukaryota; Viridiplantae; Streptophyta; Zygnematophyceae; Desmidiales; Closteriaceae. The record is from the annotation of a GenBank genome assembly.
AUGUCAAUGUCGCAGUCUCAGCAGCUCGCGAAACCCGCUGCAGCCGUCGCCGAGUCGUACCUAUCAAGUAUCUGGUCCUUCUGGAAGCGGCGUCGGCGCGCGAUUCUGAUAACGCUGGGCGUGGUGGGCGUGGGCGUGGGGUCGUACGUGGUGUAUCAACGGCUGCACGCGCGGCUGCUGGAGGACCAGCAGCGCAUCCAACGGCAGCAGCAGCAGAUCCUGGAGGAGGCGAUUCGGGAGGCGGAGGAGAAGCGCCGGGCGGAAGAGGAACGCGAGGACGCGCAGAUCCGAGCGCAUUUUGAGAGCAUUCAGCGGAUAGCAGACGCCACCACACUGCCAUCAGUGCUACCACACCUGCGCACGCAGCUCUUCUCCUCCAUCAACCUCACCGCACUCACUGAUGCUCUCUUCUCCUCGAGGCAGCACGCCGCUUCUGCUACUGCUGGUGGCGGAGGUGGAGGUGGAGGAGAAGGGGUAGCAGCAGCCCCUCGUGCGCCCUUGAGUGCUCAGGAGAAGCUUCGGAUAUGGGAGGAUCUGAAAGUGCUGAGUUUCUGCCGCACGUUGUGUGGCAUGUGGUCGCUGGCGCUGCUCUCGCUCUUUGUGCGUGCACAGCUCAAUGUGCUCGGCCGGCGUGUCUUCCUCGACGCCGCUGUGCGAUCCGCCAGUUCCUCGUCACUGCAGGAUCCGCAGCAGCAGGCGUGGAGGAAGCGGCAGCUGCCCAUGCGGUGCCAGCACCAGUUCAUUGCCCUUGCAGACUACCUCCCCCAGAUAGGCCUGCGUGCCCUCACCAGAGACGCCCAGGCCUUCAUUGCUCCCAUCCUGGAAAGGCUUUCCCUCCGUGACAACAUCUCUCUCCCGCAGCUCCUCUCUCUCAUCCACGACAUCCGCCUAGAAUUCGAGGCCCGAGAUUGCACUACAUGGCAGCGCUACCUCCUCCCACCGGACAAUUACCUCCCGGCUGACCUGGCAGCCACGUCCCUUGCUGCGGAUGCAUCUGCAGGGAGAGGCGCACCGGGGCAGGGAUUGGGGGGGAUGGGGGAUGGUGCGGGGGGAGCGAGGAUGGGCGGUGGUGGCGGGAUGGAGGAUGAGGAGGAGCAGGCUCUGCUUGGGGAACUGAUGGACGAAUUGCGGCAUGUGCUCAGCAGCUAUGAGUUUCAGGAGGCCCUUUCUGCAUCGCUGGAUGCGCUAACAGAAGCAGCACACGAGCAUCUUGCUGCUGCGUUUCCCUCUGCGCCUCCACAGACAUCCCCGUCACCCUGUGACACGUGGGAUGGAGGUAUCUUCUGCUGCAACUCGCGGAGGCGGAGCAAGAGAACCGCUCAAACUGUUGACGCAUCUCAAACAGCCGUGCCAGCGUGGCCGCAGAAGGACGCCGGGCCGUAUGGCUCCAGCAAGGCGCCAGCUCGGCCUGACGUGGCGCCAGUACCCAGCAGCUACCCCACGGCUGUGCUCCCGUUAGGCGUGCCGGGCGAUUCCGCGCUAGCCGUAUUCUCGUACAACGACCUGCGGGCAGCCACGGAAGGGUUUCGCUCCGAUAAUAGACUGGGGGAGGGCGGAUUCGGUAUAGUGUACAAGGGGUGGGUGUGCAUGAGACCCGGCGCGCGGCCAGAGGAAGUUGCGGUGAAGGUUCUGAACCACGAGGGCCUUCAGGGACACAAGGAAUGGCUGGCGGAGGUGAACUUUCUGGGGCAGGUGUACCAUCCGCACCUGGUGCGGCUGAUAGGGUACUGUGCGGAGGCGGAGCAGCGGCUGCUGGUGUACGAGUUCAUGUGCAACGGCAGCCUCGAGGUCCACCUCUUCCGACAGCACCUGACGGUGUUGCCAUGGAGCACGCGCAUGAAGAUAGCACUGGGAGCAGCGAGGGGCCUGGCGUACCUACACGAGGAGGCCACUCGCCCCAUCAUCUACCGCGACUUCAAAACCUCCAAUAUCUUACUCACAGAGGAUUUCUCUGCCAAGCUAUCUGACUUUGGGUUGGCCAAGGAUGGGCCGGAGAGUGGCAAGACCCAUGUGUCCACGCGUGUCAUGGGCACCUACGGCUACGCUGCUCCCGAAUACGUCAUGACUGGCCAUCUGACUCUUAAGAGUGACGUGUACAGCUACGGGGUGGUGCUACUGGAGAUGAUCACAGGGCGGCGGUCCAUGGACAAAUCCUUCCCACCAGAGGAGCACAGCCUGGUGGACUGGGCACGCCCCUUCCUCUCCGACCGGCGCAAGGUGUUCCGCCUGCUCGACUCGCGCCUGGACGGCAUGUACUCGGUGAAAGGCGCGCAGCACGCCAUGGCUCUCGCGCAGAGCUGCCUCAACAGAGACCCCAAGGCACGGCCGGUUAUGAGCGAUGCGGUGAAGAUACUGGAAGCGCUGCAGGAUUUGGAUGACAUGGCGCCGCCGCGGCGGCCGCUGCCGUCGUCGUCCGAGGAACCUUAUGGCGAGGAUGCUCUCUCCGCAGCAGAUGUCACUGGAUCGACCGCGGAAGAUGCAGCGACAUUUUCCGUCAAUGACGCCGACUUUUCAGACGGUUACGGAGCUUCCAACGCCGGUAAUAACAGCGGAAACAGCAGCUACAGCGGUUACACUUCCUUCUACUCCAGGAGCUCCUCUACUAUCGGCAGUUCUUCAUCUGGUUAUCGCGGCACCAGCGCGUUCAACGGCGGGUCAAGCUCCGGGAGUGACGGUGAAGAGGGUUAUUCGGAUAGCGACAGCCUUUUGGAAAGCAGCGCGGAGCUGGGCGAGUAUCGGAAGCGCUUAACGGAUAUAUUGCUCGCGACGGACGUGGGGAGCUGGCAGGAGCGCAUCGCGCUGCUGCGCAAGGGCAUCCACAGCUCCCAAGGCCCCGCGUUGUCGGAGCUGGCAUUCCGCAGAUCGCGCUUUCACCGCACGCCUGCGCCGUCGCCUGCGCCGUCGCCGUCCUCCGCGUCAUCAGCGGCGCUGUCGCAAGGUGCGCUGAUGGCGAUUGGCAAGCAUCGCAGGGUUGAAGGGGAGAGUUAA